Danio rerio (zebrafish) is the source of this 439-nucleotide messenger RNA. RefSeq names its product low density lipoprotein receptor-related protein 8, apolipoprotein e receptor (gene lrp8). Gene Ontology annotation, biological process: vesicle-mediated transport; animal gross anatomical part developmental process; system development. Gene Ontology annotation, cellular component: endomembrane system. Gene Ontology annotation, molecular function: calcium ion binding. The record is from RefSeq and is marked provisional. NCBI's taxonomy places the organism in Eukaryota, Metazoa, Chordata, Actinopteri, Cypriniformes, Danionidae.
AUGUGGACGGCUAUAGGGAAACUGCUGCUUCUACAUGGGCUAUUCGUGGGGUUUCUGGUGGUGAACGGAACUAAUCUGGACUGUGAAAGCGGUCAGUUUCAGUGUAGGAACGGCAGGUGUAUCCCGACUCCUUGGAGAUGUGAUGAUGAUGAUGACUGCUCGGACAACAGCGAUGAGGAGAACUGCCCAAAGAAGACCUGUGCCACAACUGACUUUGCAUGUAAGAACGGCCAGUGUGUCCCAGGCCGAUGGAGGUGUGAUGGAGAGCCAGAGUGUCCAGACGGUUCGGAUGAAGCAGACUCCGCCUGCAGUCGCCAGACGUGUCCGCCAGAGAAGUUUGACUGUGGCGGCUCAACCAGCAAGUGUGUGUCUUUGUCAUGGCGCUGCGAUGGAGAAAGAGACUGUGAAAAUGGAGCAGACGAGGAGCAGUGUGCCGCAG